This is a messenger RNA of Drosophila grimshawi, 1113 nucleotides long. RefSeq names its product protein SREK1IP1. The transcript is spliced from 2 exons. Bases 112 to 990 code for a protein of 292 amino acids. Lineage: Eukaryota; Metazoa; Arthropoda; Insecta; Diptera; Drosophilidae. Gene Ontology annotation, molecular function: zinc ion binding; nucleic acid binding. The record is from RefSeq and is a predicted model, not a curated record.
CACUAGUGGUUAGAGCAGACCAGACUGAGCCACUGAGCCACAGCCGCAAUCACGUCAAUUAAUGGACUAGUAAUAAAUAAGAAUAGCGCAAAAUACAACUCGGCAAGCAAUAUGAACUUUCCUCUAGCGAAUGCCAACAAGGAUACGCUGAGAGCGGCCUGCAAGAAAUGCGGCUACGCUGGUCACCUGACCUACCAAUGCCGCAAUUUUCUCAAGGUUGAUCCCAACAAGGAGAUACUGCUCGAUGUGGAAAGUACCAGCUCAGACUCGGAGCUUGACUAUUUGACACCACUAACCGAGCUGCGCGCUCAGGAGCUCAAGGGCGGCGGCGGUGGCGGCAAAGGCGACAUUGUGCCAGCUGCAGCAGCAACAACAACAACAGCAGCAACCGCAACAACAGAUAAGAAAAGCAGCAGCAGCAGCAAAAGCAACAACAAUAGCAAGAGCACCAAGAGGAGCAGCAGCAAAACAGCAGCAGCGAAACACAACAACACUAAAGCCGAACAGCGACACAAGAAGCGCAAGAGAAAGAGCAAGAACAGGAAGCACAAGAAGAACAGCGACGACACCAAAAUCAGGACCACCAGCAGCAGCAGCAGCAAAGAGGUGUCCAAGAGACACAAAAGCAACAACAGCAGCACCAGCAGCAGCAAGAAAUCGAAACGUCGUCGCCCCGCCACCAGCAGCAGCAGCAGUUCGAGCUCAUCAUCGUCAUCAUCAUCAGCCAGCGAGACAUCCAGUUCGGAUACGGAUUCGUCCAGCAGCGACACGGAAUCCGAUUCGAGUGACAACGAGGAGUCGAGCACGAGCGAAUCGGACGAGUAUGGCCGGAAGAAGAAGCGUCAGGGCAAAUAUAAGCGCAAGGCGGAGACGUCAGCGCCGCGACGCAAGAAGGCGAAGGCCAAACGCAAGCGGCAUCGUGUCGCCAGCUCCAGUGCACCGGGCGCCAGCAGUUACCUCAGCAGCCUCAGCGAUAGCAGCACCUACUAGCAACGGACUACCCAAAGCAGCACCACUUUCCACGCAUUUAGUUUCGUCUAUCGUUUAGUUAAACAAAACAAAAGCAGACAAUGGAAAACAGCAAGUUAGGCGAGUUAUUCCUAUAUAUAUAUA